This is a messenger RNA of Gongylonema pulchrum, 360 nucleotides long. Lineage: Eukaryota; Metazoa; Nematoda; Chromadorea; Rhabditida; Gongylonematidae. The record is from the annotation of a GenBank genome assembly.
UUGUCAAAUUUUCAGCCCGAUUGUGAAGAAGACGAUAAGAUUAUAUUCUGUGAUGGCUGUAAUCUGAGCGUGCAUCAAUCGUGUUAUGGACUUGAUUUGGUGCCUCAGAAUGAGUGGCUUUGUCAGAAGUGUGCUCUGCUCGGCAUUAAUGUGUUUCCUAAUUGCGCGCUGUGCCCUCUAACGGGGGGCGCAAUGAAAUGUACGGAAUGUGGUUACAUAUGGGCGCAUAUUGCUUGUGCGCUCUGGAUAUCUGAAGUGCGAUUCGUCGACUUCGUGCAUCGUGAGCCCAUCGCAAAUAUCUGUGAUGUUCCAUUGGAACGAUGGAUGCUCAGGUGUGCUUAUGACUCUGAUGCACUUUGA